Anoplophora glabripennis (Asian longhorned beetle) is the source of this 1110-nucleotide messenger RNA. Its product is annotated as regucalcin-like. Bases 77 to 1093 code for a protein of 338 amino acids. Gene Ontology annotation, biological process: L-ascorbic acid biosynthetic process. The record is from RefSeq and is a predicted model, not a curated record. Gene Ontology annotation, molecular function: gluconolactonase activity; calcium ion binding. The transcript has 6 exons. Lineage: Eukaryota; Metazoa; Arthropoda; Insecta; Coleoptera; Cerambycidae.
AUAUGAGCGUGAUAUUAAACGAGCUAGUUCGAUUAUACUAGCAGGUAGCGAUAAAUGCUGAUUGUAUUUCUCAAAAAUGAAGUGUUUGUAUCUUAUGUGCCUUUACUUUCUUAUUCAAAUUCAGCUGGGAUCUCUAGCAGAUGAUGAGGUAAUGAUGGCGGAAUGUCGAGCAAUACACAUUGAUGGUAUCUUUUGCGAUAUAGAAAAUGAAAUGUUAUACUACAUUGACACUUUUGCUGCAACAGUUUAUAAGCAGUACGACUGGCAUACCAUAAUAAAAAAGUAUAAGUUAGAAGGUCGUAAUUCUGCUGCUGUGAUAAUUCCAUUUAGGAAGAAUAACGAUGAGUUAAUAGUAGCAGCAGACAGAUACUUGUAUAAAUUGACCUGGCCUAACCUACGUGUUCCAAAUUUCAACAGAGUUACCGGUAAUGGUAGUAUAGAACUAUUGAUGAAGGUUGAUGAUCUAGAACCUACGGAGCAAUUUAAUUAUGGUAAAGUUGACAGCAAGGGAAGACUGUGGUUGGGAACCAUAAAGAGAAACAAAGACCUCUCAUUGGCUUCAGAAAAUAGUAACUUUUACGUAUUUGAUGGGAAUGAUCUAGGGAAUUUUAGGAAAAUAGCGACGAACGUCACAAAUGGUAUGACAUGGUCCAACGACGGCAAGCGGCUAUAUACUUCCGUUUCAUCGCAAAGACUGGUAUUUUGUUAUGAUUUUGAAGAAAAAACUGGAAGCAUCGAUGAUCAAAGGAUUGUGUUCGACAUGAGAAACCAUCCCAAGUUGACUGGUACACCUUAUGGAAUGACAACUGAUUCCUCUGAUAAUCUGUGGAUCGCCCUCUACGAAGGACAUCGCGUCAUCAAUGUCAACCCUAGAACGUCAAAAGUCAUUAAAGUAAUCGAAAUGUUUGCGACUUACUUAACCUCUGUUUGUUUAGGAGGUUUUCGUGGGAACCUGCUUUACGUGGGUACUUCCAAACGUUUUCUAAAUGCAUCCAUCUUACGACCUGACGAUCGAGAUCUUUUAGGUUGUGUGCUUGCUGUUUAUGUAAAACCUGCAGCAAAACAAUCAGAUAAAAAAUUUAAUGGUACAUAAUAUAUUGUUAACACAAA